Diaporthe amygdali is the source of this 1554-nucleotide messenger RNA. RefSeq lists its product as uncharacterized. Bases 1 to 1554 code for a protein of 517 amino acids. Lineage: Eukaryota; Fungi; Ascomycota; Sordariomycetes; Diaporthales; Diaporthaceae. The record is from RefSeq and is a predicted model, not a curated record. The transcript is spliced from 2 exons. Gene Ontology annotation, molecular function: acyltransferase activity, transferring groups other than amino-acyl groups.
AUGGAGCAUCCAGUGGCUCCCUCAGAGCUCUCUCUACUGCAGGCAUCCUAUGCCGAGGCGAUCGAUGCUGCAAAGGAACCCCUUGUAGAUAUAAUCCCCGUCGAAUCUGAUGAAUGCCUAACCCACGAUCUGAAACUCUCCGGAACACGCACUUUCGAUGUUGUAGACUUGCAGUCCGAGCCGGCAGAGGAGGUGUUCGGCAUCAGUCUGCUCGACUGCAUCAUGCCCAAAAUGUAUAUUCCAAUCACCUGUACAUACAAACUCGAUUAUGAUAUCAAUAAAGAGGCUGUGAUAUCCGACCUCUGUUUGGGGCUCAAAAGGCUACUGGCGGAUUAUCGUUUUCUGGCAGGGUCACUUUUUGAAACCGAAGCCGGCACGUCUUUCGUCAGGCGCGGUCCCUCUCACGCAAAAUUCACAGUUCACAUCGAAGAUCACACCAAGAGAGACUUUCCUGCGUAUGCUGAAUUGGCAGAACGCCAUUUUCCCGUCUCUGAGCUCGACUUCCGUAUGCUCCCACCAAACUUCGAGCCAAGUCCAAGUGGUGCGACUGAGGAAGGUCAUCCCGCAAUGCUUGUGCAAUUCAACCUCAUCCGGGGUGGUCUUGUUAUCGGCGCGGUGUUCCAUCACCUUCUAAUCGACGCCAAAGGCUUGGAUGCUGUGAUGUCGCAUUGGGCUGCGCAUACGCGCUCCCUGAGGAAUGACACUUCUCCUCCAGCCUUCCAGUCAUCCGACCUAAACGUGUCACGUCUGAAAUGUGUCACACCGGACAUCUUUGAUAAGGACAAUCAGCCGAUAUCCUCGCUGAAAUACGCACCCAACGCACCUCCCACCUCAAACAUUCCACCCUCAGCAAUGGCCCAACACCUCUGGCACAUCCCUGCUAGCAAACUCGCAGCCCUCAAAGCCUCAGCCGCGCCACAGGCUCCAGGUGACGCCUGGGUCUCGACAAACGACUGCAUCACGGCGUUAAUGUGGCGCGUAAUCACGCGCUCUCGCCUCGCAAUGCACGAAAUCACCGACCCUCUGACAGACACGCGGCCCGUGGCGCUGGAGAACUCGCUGGAUGUCCGCGCCUCGAUCCCGGGCGGGAUCCCCGCGGCAUACCCUGGCAACGUGGUGAUGUUUUCCAAGGCGCUCAUGCCGUUGAACGAGCUCUUGCGCGCCGAUACGUUCCGCGCCGUCGCGGUGUGUGUGCGCGAGACGGUCGAGAAGUACCGUGCGUGGCCUUUGGUUGAGCGGGCGAUUGGCUGGAUUGCAUCUGUCCCACGGGGUGCGGAUGUCGCCAUGGAUGUCGACGUUGUUUUGGGUCUGGAUGGGCUUGUAACCAGUUGGCGGGUUCUGCGGGCAUAUGAGAGAUGGGAUUUCGGGUUUGGACCGCUGAAAUCACUUAGGUGGGCAACGCCCGUGUUUGAUGGGUAUGCAUUCUUGUAUCCUACCCGACUUAAUGCAACACCAGAUGAAGGGGUGGAGAUUUAUCUGGGUCUGGAGAAAGGGUGUAUGGACAGGCUGUUGAUGGAUAAGGAGCUUUCAAAAUGGGCUGAGAUUCGUGACUAG